Molecule: messenger RNA, 599 nt
Organism: Vicia villosa (hairy vetch)
Lineage: Eukaryota; Viridiplantae; Streptophyta; Magnoliopsida; Fabales; Fabaceae
Product: heavy metal-associated isoprenylated plant protein 47-like
Exons: 3
Coding region: 127-360 (77 amino acids)
Molecular function (GO): metal ion binding
Source: RefSeq, a predicted model, not a curated record
GAUGAAACUACCUUGUCUGUUUCAUCCACGACUUGACUUGCAUCGGCGUUGCUCACAAGUUUGAUACUUAUAAAAUGCACUAAGUGUAACUUAAGUUUCUAAACAAUUUAAUCUAUAUCUCAAAACAUGAAGCAAAAGAUUGUGAUGAAGGUUUCCAUGAACUGUCAAAAAUGUCGCACAAAGGCACUUAAGGUUGUCGCAUCAGCAAAUGGUGUGAGUUUUGUGGGAUUAGAGGGAGAUGAAAAAGACAAGUUAUUGGUAAUUGGAGAUGGCGUAGAUGCUGUCAAGUUAGCCAAUUGUUUGAGGAAAAAGGUUGGACAUACUCAAAUUGAAAGCUUAGGAGAAGUUAAAGCCAGUUGAAAACAUGUGCAAGAGAUGUAAUUUUCUUAUGUGUUUUCCAUUUUUGAUCUUUACUGUGAAGUUGUCAAAUGUAUUGUUAGUAUAUGAUUGGAUUGUUAUGUAAUGGUAUGCAAUCAACAUUGUAAUGUAAUGAAAUGGAAUAAUGUCCAAACAAUUCAAUAGCAUACAAUUUUCUUUCUAUUGUUUGAUAGGAGUUACAUGAUAUUAAGACAAAUAAGAAUGACAUGAUAGUUCCAUUG